This is a messenger RNA of Corythoichthys intestinalis (scribbled pipefish), 2305 nucleotides long. It is a transcript of the gene scarb2c, whose product is annotated as scavenger receptor class B, member 2c. Gene Ontology annotation, cellular component: lysosome; cytoplasm; plasma membrane. Bases 112 to 1554 code for a protein of 480 amino acids. Lineage: Eukaryota; Metazoa; Chordata; Actinopteri; Syngnathiformes; Syngnathidae. The transcript has 12 exons. Gene Ontology annotation, biological process: protein targeting to lysosome; receptor-mediated endocytosis. Gene Ontology annotation, molecular function: scavenger receptor activity. The record is from RefSeq and is a predicted model, not a curated record.
CUUCCGGGUAUAUCAAAACAAAUACAGUACUCCAGGGGCGUCGGUGCUCGCCUCGGUGGCAUAUAUUAGCGUCACUUGUCACCACCAGACGUCACCCAGUCCUGCUCCGUCAUGUUUAAAUCAUGUUUUGUUUACGCGUAUGGAUUGUCUUCGUGUUUAAUUCUCAUUCUGGGCAUCGCGCUGGCCUUGUCUAAUGUGUUUUCGCAAAUAGUGGAAAGAGUGGUGGAAAAGGAGAUCGUAUUGAAGAACGGCACCGAUGCAUUCGAUGCUUGGGAGGACCCACCGGCGCCGAUCUACAUGCAGUUUUAUUUCUUCAACCUGACCAAUCCCUUGGAAGUGCUGGUCGGAGACAGACCAGCUGUUGAGGAAAUCGGACCGUACACUUACAGAGAGUACCGGCAGAUGGAAGAAGUAAUCUUUCAGGAUAAUGGCACCAAAGUAACAGCAGUCAACACUAAAACUUACAUAUUCCAGCGUGACAUGUCAAGAGGUCCAGAGAGUGAGCUCAUCAGGACUGUUAACAUCCCUGCUGUGACGGUGAUGGAGAAGUUCAAGAACGAGCCUUUUUACGCCAACCUGAUCUCGUCCUACAUGAAGGACAAAGGCGAGGGCCUGUUUACUACACGUACAGUAGGAGAACAUCUAUGGGGAUAUGAAGACGCUCUGCUGAAAGCUAUCCAUGCUUUCAAACCCGACGUGGAUCCUUAUUUUGGACUUUUCUAUAAGAACAAUGCUUCCAAUGAUGGACAAUAUGUGUUCUGGACGGGCCAACAAAACUACAUGGACUUUGGUCGAGUGGAUUCUUGGAACAAUCAAAGCUCACUGAAUUGGUGGACGUCUGACGAGUGCAACAUGAUCAACGGAACCGACGGCGCCUCCUUUCAUCCUGUCAUCACGAAGGACGAAACCCUCUACAUGUUCUCCUCAGACCUGUGCAGGUCUAUAUAUGCUGUGUUCGAAAAGGAUGUAACGGUGAAAGGAAUCCCCGGGUAUCGCUUCGCUCCCCCAAGUGAGGUUUUCGCAAACACAUCCGUAAACCCAUCCAACGCGGGUUUCUGCGUCCCCGCCGGCAACUGCCUCGGUUCAGGCGUUCUUAAUGUAAAGCCCUGCAAAAAAGAAGCGCCAAUCGUAAUGUCCUCGCCGCACUUCUACCAGGGAGAUGAGAAAUUUGUUCAGGCAGUUUUCGGCAUGAAGCCCCGCAAGGAGUAUCACCAGACCUUUGUUGAUCUCAAUCCGCUCACUGGAAUCGUCCUGCAAGCUGCCAAACGUCUCCAGGUCAACGUCUACAUCGAGAAAAUGGACACAUUCAGUCAAACUGGAAACGUGAGCACCGUGAUUUUACCUGUUGUUUAUCUGAAUGAGAGCGUCGUCAUCGAUGAUUCAUCGGUGGCCAAGCUGAACACCGUGGUGGUGGAACAAUACGUGCUGGUAAACAUUCCUUUCAUACUGAUCGGAAUCGGCAUCCUACUGGGCGGAGUCUUCAUGUUGAUGGUGUGUCGACACAAGCUACCUGAGAGCACUGCUGCAGAACGCCAGCCGUUGCUAUCAUCUUAGCUCCACCCACAAGAAGUGACAAGCGUCGCGUCGCCACAUUUUCCCGCUCCCCCGCUAACCCAAGUAUUCAGUGAAUCUGCACCUUUUGACGUCCGAGUAUGUUUGCUUGUGUGUUAUACUCGGUUGCAUCAACCUAGAAGUAAUAAUAAUUUUAACACUUUUUAACUUUAGCCCAAACCCUGCUGAUUUUAUCGUGAAGUGUCAUAAUUGCUAUGCCGCAGAGUGAGUUGAUGCCAUCAAACUGCAGUACAUGUAAAUAAGCCAUUUGAAUGCAUAUUUUAUCGGAGUUGUCAAAUGAACCUAACCUGGUAUAACACAGUAUUGCACACUAACAGUAUAAAGGGAAGCUUUUGUAUAUUCAAUUAUCCUUAAAUUCCAAUACUUGCUGACAAAAUGCUACUACAGGGUUCGUUGAUGCAAUUUUGUUUGCUACGUGACCACUAGAAUCGCGGCAUCCCUUAUGUAUGCUUGAUUGUAUUUGUUGAAGGGAGUUGUAUGAGUUAAGUUACUGUGUCAUGUUACUUCUAUGUAACAAGCAAAAUACUACAAUAACCACUCACCUCUGUCCUGCUUGUCAACUCUUCUAAGCAUUUUGCAGUUUUAGGUGGGAAAGAGAAAUAUGUUUACAGGCGGCUAUCAUGUAUGAUCUCCGUACACGCUCACCGGGUCUGCUAAAACCUCAUUCGCCGUAAGCCGUUUUGAAUAAUAAAGUCAUUGUGCUUCACAUUAUUGUGACAUACACUGAAUCCAA